Molecule: messenger RNA, 1345 nt
Organism: Exaiptasia diaphana
Lineage: Eukaryota; Metazoa; Cnidaria; Anthozoa; Actiniaria; Aiptasiidae
Product: coagulation factor V-like
Exons: 3
Coding region: 29-937 (302 amino acids)
Source: RefSeq, a predicted model, not a curated record
GUGUAAACAAGGAGUURAAGCUAUUGGAAUGCAAAAUAGGACUAUCAUUUCUGACCACUACAUCACAGMCAGCAAACACAAAGACACCGCAAAACAUGCAAGACUGAAUGAUCCUAAAGGCUGGAAAAUGACCUGUACCCCAAAUGAACCAUGUAGCGGACAAUGGUUGCAAGUCAAUGUGGGAAAGAUUUCAAAGAUAAUUGCUAUUGCCACACAAGGCGCUUACAGCACAUACACAAAGACUUACACUCUGUCCUACAGCAAUGACAGCAUUUUCACUACAUACACCCAGAUCUUUGAAGGGAACGCAGACUGUAAUACAACUGUUCAUAACGACCUUAUACCGGCCAUUACAGCAAGAUAUGUACGAGUUUMUCCUACGGAGGACAAUGACAAUUCAGGUGUCAUAGCGUUGAGAAUGGAGCUUUACGAAUGCAAAGAAUAUCAAGGAAUGUGUUCAUAUGCUCUUGGGAUGCAAAGCAGAAUGAUUACAAACAGCCAGCUCAAUGCUUCGUCUUCAGACGUCUUGAACCGAGGAGAACAUUUACCAUCAAAUGCAAGACUGAAUCAUGAAGGCAGCGCAUGGAUGCCUGAGAUUGAUGACACAACUAACCCAUGGCUUCAGAUCGAUUUACUCCAAGUUAAAAAGAUUAAUGGCAUUGCCACGCAGGGAUUCCGAAUAGAAUGUGUGAAAGAAUACAAUCUUCAAUACAGAAAUACCACUAUCGAAACCUUCAAUGAUUAUUCUACUGAAGACCUUGAGCCCAUGACAUUCUCUGGAAAUUAUGACACCACGAGCAUCGUAUACAAUGCCCUCAAUCCUCCAAUAGUCGCMCAGAUAGUUCGUAUUAGACCAACUGCAUGGGACCAAAGAAUCGCUAUGAGGAUUGAGUUGUAUGGUUGCCCAUAUAAGGGGUUCUUCCACKAAUUAAAAUAACAUACAGUCAGGACCGAGAGGCGGUCUCAUCAGUGGACUUGGGCAAGGCACAACUAAUUUAAAAUGAUCACCUACCUUUAGUAMAAAGAAACUGUCAAAUGGACAAAAGACUAUGCCAUUUUGACGUAUCAGUUUUUCUGAUUAGUUUGCUACAUCUCUAGAGUUUUUUCUUCAUUAUCGGUAGAUUCCAUCCCAAUGACUGCACUAGUCCAGCGAUUUUGUCAUCUAGGAUUAUAUUUCGUGCACAAUCAUAUUUCGAAUAGUUACUUUCUAGAAUCUUUUCAACAUUUUUCAAGAUAYACUAAGGCAUACUUAUAUAUAKCUAUGAACCUUCAMGACCUGAUAAUCAUGCUCUGUGCAACUAGUUAAUGCCAUUAAAUAUAAUGCAAGAGAAUAAGAGACAUCAUA